Molecule: messenger RNA, 513 nt
Organism: Engraulis encrasicolus (European anchovy)
Lineage: Eukaryota; Metazoa; Chordata; Actinopteri; Clupeiformes; Engraulidae
Gene: ly86
Product: lymphocyte antigen 86
Exons: 5
Coding region: 31-513 (160 amino acids)
Biological process (GO): positive regulation of lipopolysaccharide-mediated signaling pathway; innate immune response
Source: RefSeq, a predicted model, not a curated record
UUUCCCCCACACAUAUCCACAAGGGAGAGCAUGGUUCUCUGCCUGCUAGUUCUGCUGUGUGUGUUUACGGAUGGGGCUGGGACUCUACAGUGGCCGGAACACGUCCUCUGCGAUACCUCACAGACACAACUCACUUAUACCAGCUGUGAUCCGUUUCAGGAUGUUGGUUUCACCAUUAAUAACUGCCCUGUUCGCCAGUCGGGGAAAACCAACAUCAAACUCAAAGUCUCACUUCUGCUAAGGCACUCUAUUGAGGAGCUGUUCCUGUCUGUGGAUGUGUCAGCUGUGGACCAUGGAGUGGAGCAUCACCUCUUCAUGUAUCCUGAAACCUUGUGCCUACGCAGCUUGCAACGCUUCACUUUCUGUGGUCGACGGAGAGGAGAGCUGAUGAAUCAAGACUGGCCUGUGGAUCUGAAGGUUGAGUUGAAGGGGCAUUAUAAGGCACAGCUUCGCCUUGUGAACCAAGAUGCAGACCUAAUCGCAUGCGCAAACAUAACCCUCAAUUUGAAGUGA